UAAUUGGCUGUAACUAAAUUGAAAGGUGUAAUUUCGUUUCAUUCUCUUUUCAAUGGGUGAAAAAGUCUCUGACAUAUAUUCGCAACAAUAGCCGAUCGCAGAAUUGUUAUGCAAUGAAUCAGACCGAGAAUUAGGGCCAACUUUUUCAUCAUUGGGUUUUCAGUCGUUUUUUCCUUAUUCUUCUUCUCCUUCUUCUUAAAACAUUCAAUUUCGAGCACCUGACGACACACAUUGCCCGAUGCGGAGGUUGAAUGUGGAUCAGGGCAUCGGUAUAUGCUUUAUCCAUGCUUAUUUCCUCCCCGAAGAAUGCUCCAGGCACUUGUUAGCCUGAAGUGAACUGCUAAAACGAGGUGGGGAACUGGUUGACCGUAGGAACUUGCUUGAGGAAUACACAUCUUCAAGUUCUUAGUUCACUGCAACUAUCGCCACAUGAUCUGAGCAGAAAUGGAUAUGCGACAUUAGUUUCGAACAUGAUUUGUGACGGCGUUAAAUUAAAUUGUAAUAAAUAUCACGUCGAUGACAAUGGGAUAGUGCAAGUUUUUUCGGUUAUACGAAUUCUAUGUAAUUAAUCUACAAUUGUGACAAUCAAUGAAACCGUUCUUAAUUGUAGUACCAAACCACGAGUAAAAAAAUUGCUAAACAGUGGACUGUUGUUUCGUAUUGAAUUCAAAACAAGUGUUGAAAAUGUUCCGAAUUUUGAGGAUAAUUUUUAUAAUGCUCGGCCCGAUAUUACAAAAGGAAAUUAUGAUUCGUGCGCAAUUUUCGAGCACCGAAUCCAGUGCCGAGUAUCUUUUUAAUGUGAUGAAUCAGCUACAGGAACACAAUAGACCAUCGCCUGUAAGCGCGGAUAGAACAACUGGUCCUGGAAAUGAUUUCAAUUACUUUAAUAACGAUGGGCUGCAAUCGAACUCUAACAAUCAGCAAUUUCCAAAGGAGAUUCUGCAAACGGAGAAACCGGCCGUUUAUGACUAUCAUCGAUACACCCGUGAUCAGAAAAAAAAAGUUCUACCCGAUCUUUCAGUCAUAAUGAACGAUGAUCAACAAUUUGCUGAAUCUGUUACACCUUAUUACCAGGUUCCGGCUCCUCAAACAAUUUUGAAACCCGUUCAAAUUGUCAAAGAACCCGCCCCGCUUGGCUUGACACGCAAAGAUCUCGCAAUACUCUACAGUAAGGCAUUACAGCAGGGUUCUCCACUGAGUUUAUCAUUGGUAAAAAAUUCAUUUCCUCAUGGGCAGGUGCCUCAGAUUAUUGGAAAUCAACUUAGGCUAAAUUCUGGCCCACCUGGAUAUUACUACUAUUUUUAUCCACUGAAAAGUUUUAUGAAUGAGCUACAAGUCAAUCAUGCGUACAAUACAAUUCAACACAAUAUUAAACCGCAACAUGCAGACUUAACUGCAGCAUCGUCGGAAAAACAAGUCGCAAAUCCACUGUUCAUGGCCAUCAGUGGAUUCAUAGGAAUGGCGUUGAUAUUCAUGGCAUCUGUGCUGUUUUUACCAAAAAUCGAAAAUUUCGCCUCAAGGAAUUCUUCGAAUGAAUAUUUUCAACUUAGUAAAGUUGCUUGGGAUGCGAUCGAAGGUCGCGAUUGUUCGGAACGAUUCGCUUGCGAAUUGAACAAACUUGUGGUAAACUAUAAGUUCUCCAAAAGAACUCGAAGGUUCUUAGAAAAUGUAGUACCAAACAACCUCAGAAGACAAAUGAUCAGACUCCGAAAAUCUACGAAAAACCGCCCAGAGUGUAGAUUAAUAACGUGUAAGUGUGAUUAACCUCAGUUUCUCUAGCCAAAAACUUCAUC
Messenger RNA from Neodiprion virginianus, 1793 nucleotides. RefSeq lists its product as uncharacterized. The transcript is spliced from 4 exons. The record is from RefSeq and is a predicted model, not a curated record. The coding region runs from base 685 to 1764 and encodes 359 amino acids. Lineage: Eukaryota; Metazoa; Arthropoda; Insecta; Hymenoptera; Diprionidae.